UGUGUCGCCUACAAGUGACGUCAUAUACGAGCGCCUAGGUUUCCGCCCUGCGUUAGCGCGAGCCGAGUGUUGGCGCUGAUUAGCAACACCAACACCAAAACACGCGAGUCAGCUCCGCGUACAAAAAUGUGUAAAGUCCGAAUCCUGAGAACGUUGGUGACGCAACGGCUGAACGUGGCCGUCGAAGAGAUAUUUGAACUGUUUGAGAGGACCAUCGCGGAGUACGAGGAGGAACUUUGUCGAAGCAAAGAGGAGAAAGAACGACAACGCCAACUCCUGGACGCUGUUCUCAAUCCUCAGGUUCGACUACACAGAGCAGACAUCCAGCAAGUGUUGGUCAAGAGUCAAGAAGAGACUCCCGCCUUGCGGCGGGAGUGGCGUUCCACGGCAGAGGAGCCUUCAGAGCCCCCUCGCAUUAAGGAGGAAGCGUGGAGCUGUCGGGAUGGGGAAGAGCUUCAAAAGCCAGAGGAGGACCAGGCUGACGUCACCGCCUUCAUGUUGACUGGCGGCAUGCAUGUGAAAAGUGAAGACGAUGGUGCCGAAGCUCAGCAGCAGCAUCAUCGUGGUCAAAGUGAGCAGAACACAAAAGCUGACGCUCCCCUGUCAGAUAUGGACGACGUAAUGUCACACUCGUCUGACACGGACCACAGCGAGCGCGCCAAGGAAGCUUUGGAUAAGAAUUCCCAAGGCAGUCCAAGACAUCACGAGGACAACAAACAGUUCAAGUGCUCCGAAUGCGGCAAAAGAUUCGCACACAAAGGAAGCUUAAAAAUCCACAUGAUCACCCACACGGGAGAGAAACAUUUUGCUUGCUCUUUUUGUGCCAAAACCUUCUACUUGAAGCAUCACAUGAACCGACACAUGCAAAUCCACACGGGGGAGCACCCCUACUCCUGCUCAGUUUGCGCUAAAGGCUUCCGAGAUAAGUACAAACUCAUCAACCACAUGAGGACGCAUGUGGCUGAGAAACCUUUUGCUUGCUCGCAAUGUAUGAAACGAUUCUUCAGUCGGGAAUGUCUGGCUUUGCACGUGGCGACACACGUGGAGGAAAACGCAAAAGCCGGAGGCAGCUCCAGUCAGGUUCAGUCACAAGUAGUGAGCAACUUUGCUCCGCUUUCGGAUGUGGACGACGACGAUGACGACGCAAUGUCUCGGUCUUCUGAUACGGAUCACAGCGACGACGCCAAAGAGGCGGAUAAGAGGCCCGACGGGGACGGUGACAAUAGUAACUUCAUCUGCUCCAAAUGUGGGAAAACCUUUUACCACAAGGGACAUUUGAACAGACACAUGAUCACGCACACCGGGGAGAAACCUUUCGGCUGUUCAUUCUGCGCCAAAUGCUUCACCCGCAAGUCCGAUCUGAAAGUGCACGUACAGGUUAAGCACACUGGCGACAAACCUUUCAAAUGUACCGUCUGCGCCAAAACCUUCCCCGUCAAGAGAUAUUUGAUCACGCACAUGAGAAAGCACAACGCCGACCUCCCGUUUAGCUGCUCGGCGUGCGGCAAGGGUUUCUCCGCCAAAGAGGAAUUGGAAACGCACAUCGCCACGGACGCCGAAUGCGGGGGAUCGCAAGGUGACGACGCGACGCCGCACUCUUCGGAAACGGACCACAAAAAGAACCCCAAAGGCGACGCCGCGCAGCACACGGGCUUCAUCUGCUCCGAAUGCGGCAAGUCUUUCGUCCAGAAGGCCACCUUGAACCGCCACAUGCGAAUCCACACCGGGGAGAAACCUUUCGGCUGCACCGUUUGCGGCAAACGCUUCUCCCGCAACGGCGACUUGACCAUCCACAUGAGAACGCACUCGGUGGAAAAGCCCUUCAACUGCACGCUGUGCAGCGAGUCCUUCUCCCUCAAGCACUACCUGAGCGUGCACAUGAAGCGCCACUUUGCCGACAAGCCUUUCGCUUGCUCCGUCUGCGCCAAACGCUUCAACACCAAGGCGCACCUGAAGACGCACAUGAAGCGACACACGGGCGAGAAACCCUUCAGCUGCGAGGUGUGCGGCCGCUGCUUCUUCUGCAAGCGGGAUGUCAGGACGCACAUGAGGACGCACACCGGGGAGAAACCCUUCACCUGCCCCGUGUGCAAUAAAGGCUUCUCCACCAAGACUUACGUCUCCAUGCACAUGAGGACACACACCGGCGAGAGGCUCUUCAGCUGCGACGCCUGUCAUAAAAGAUUCACUUUCAAGACACAAGUCUACAGUCACGUGUGUACCGGAUACGAAACCAGCAAUAACGGCACCGCAGGACUUUAAACAGCGCGCCAGACCACCUGUCGACUUGUUUCAAGUCCUGUCGUGUUUUGUAUAAAUCUGUUCAACAUGCUGGUAGCACAAUGACUUACUGAUAGUCCCAUCUGACUUUGGGUGAAAGAUGGUCUACAUCCUGGACUGAUUUUCCAUCCUGACAAGACAGAAUUCAAACCCAACCUGACAAAAAGGAGAAUAGUAGCUAAAAAUGUUUUUAAAAAUUAAGGCAAAUACAAAUAUGACAAAAUUGCUCUAAAAAUGACAAACGGAGAAAAGAAAAGACUAAAAGAAGCUAUUUAGAAGAUAGGAGACCAAAUUUCCCAAAAAGUAACAAAACAACAAAAAAAGAUUAAAAAUUGAACAAAAAUGACAAAAACGAAUACAAAUUGGAACAAAAACAUUUUUUUAAUAAGCAGACACUAAAUACAAAUAUCCGACAAGUCCAGUCAAAACUACCCAAUAAUGGAAAAAAAGGCAACAUACCUCAGACAGGAAAACACAUAAAAUUGCAAUUUUAAAAUGGGCAGAUAAAAACCUAACAAAAUGCGCCAAUUAUUGACUCAAGGGUUGGGAAUUCGCAGCUCUAAAUAGACGUACAUAUAAUCAGCGUGAAUUCAGUGCUUCUCUCCACCGUACAUGGAUGUGCCCUGCGACAAGUCCAGGAUGUAGCCUGCACCCCAAACGAGAAGUACAGUGGAAAACGGAUAGAUGAACUAAUUAAAGGUGAUUUUACACUUAAUUUCUAUUUAUACUUGUCCGAGUGUUAGGAUGUAAUUGAAAACAUUGCCCGAACAGAUGUUUUAUGAUGCUCACCACCUGGAACUAAUUAAAGGUUUUUUUAUUUUUUUUUUUUAUGCA
This is a messenger RNA of Hippocampus comes (tiger tail seahorse), 3114 nucleotides long. Its product is annotated as oocyte zinc finger protein XlCOF6-like. Gene Ontology annotation, cellular component: nucleus. Lineage: Eukaryota; Metazoa; Chordata; Actinopteri; Syngnathiformes; Syngnathidae. Gene Ontology annotation, biological process: regulation of transcription by RNA polymerase II. Gene Ontology annotation, molecular function: RNA polymerase II cis-regulatory region sequence-specific DNA binding; DNA-binding transcription activator activity, RNA polymerase II-specific. The record is from RefSeq and is a predicted model, not a curated record. The coding region runs from base 127 to 2262 and encodes 711 amino acids. The transcript is spliced from 3 exons.